CGAGAGUUAAUUAUUUACUUGUUGUUUCUUAUAUUUGUUUGCCUAAGUAAGUUAAAGAUGCUCAAAGAAUUAAAUCAAUUCACUACUGAUGACGUUGAUGCGACGUCACGAUCACCCACUUUCAUUUCCCAAGGAUGUCACAUUGUCGUCAUAACAAAGAGGCAAAGAACUUUUCUGAAAUACCAAGGACGUCACGUCGACGUCAUGUUUCAUUGUUAUAUAUUUCUUUAUUUGUUAAUCCAUAGAGAAGUUAAAAAGUGAAUCCGAUGGAGGGUGAAAAAAUACCGAAAAUUUCUUCUUCUUUUUAAAAAAUUUUUUAUAUAUAUAUAUAUAUAUAUAUAUAUAUAUAUAUAUAUAUAUAUAUAUAUAUAUAUAAUUCGCCAGCAAAGGUUAAACAAGACGGGUCAAACANAAAAAAAAAAAAAAAAAAGUUUUUUUUGCCAAGUCAGCAAAUAUCGAUGUCGCGCGAGCGCAGGCCCCCCACUCUUCCCCCUUUUCCCCUAAAAAACCCCAGCGGUAAUGAAGGGAUUAAUUCAGUUUUUUAAGUUUUGUAAAGCCUGGAAAAGACUUAUAAAGAAGAAUAAUAACAAACCAGUUAACUCUUUGCCUUUAUAAAAGGUGCAUUUGGGAGAAAAGUCAAAAGUUAUUGAUGAUGUGGUUAUAAUCAGCCAUAUUUGAAGUAUAAAUAUGUUUUUAAUUAAAAAAAUUAUGGUACUGAUAUUGACAGCGAGUCCUCUAACAUUUUGUUCCACCAUAAUAUCUUAACUAAUAAGUUACUGUUUUAACCUUUUAACAGUUGCUUUUGGUAUGGCCUCCACCAACAUGUACUAUUACACUAAAGUCAUGAUGGAUCUGUUUCUUGAAGUAAAAACAAGUGAUGGCAUCUCAUUUAAGACAAUUACCAGUGUUGAAGACUUUUGGAAGGUAAGUUUAAUAAGGGUAUGACUACUCAAUUGUAUUUCACUUGUUUAGAAUGUAUUUUAACUCAAAAGCUUUAACUCCAAAUUUAAAACUGUUUAUCAUUAAUUGAAUAUAGAACUAAUCAAUGAAAAGUUUGUGUAAAUCUAUAAAGUAAAUAAAAAUAGUUUGAUAUUGAAUAGAAAAUGUAAUUGAGAUUUUCAGAGUGUGUGAAUAGAGAGUUAAAAUAUGUACUAAGCUAAUAUAAUCUUUAUAAAAAAUACUUCCACAAUAAAUUUAAACUAUAUUAAAUGACUAAUGGAAGUGUAUUCUGGCAGAAACUUGGGUCCAUUAUGAUUUUAAAUGUUGAUUAAGAAAAUAUGUGCUAUUUUAAAUAAUAUUACUGAAGCUUUCUAUUUAUAUAUUUAAAAAGAAACAUUACCAAGGGUCCUGAAAAUAAAAGUGAUAGUUUAAACAUUGUGUUGAUGUAAUUUCUUGAAAAAAAUGUAAAUAGAAAUCUGUUUCAGAAUUCCCUUAAAAGUAUUUUAUCCUGAUGACUUCUUGCUUAAGAGAGCAUUGUUAUUUUGCAUUCUCAGAGCAUUUAGAUCUUCUGCAAGAAAUUUCAAAUUAUGCUUGCAUUAAAAGUAAUAUUUUAAAAGUAAUUAAAUAUAACUUUAGUGCAAAUGUUAAAUAAAAAGGGAACACAUCUUUUAACCUGAUAUAUCAGUUUGCCAAAGGCCCUCUGUUGAACAGUCUGUACUGGGAAAAGUGGUACAACGGAGAUCCUCUACCUCAAAGCACGUUUGGCUACAUUUAUUAUGAGAAC
This is a messenger RNA of Lymnaea stagnalis (great pond snail), 1723 nucleotides long. NCBI's taxonomy places the organism in Eukaryota, Metazoa, Mollusca, Gastropoda, Lymnaeidae. The record is from the annotation of a GenBank genome assembly.